Messenger RNA from Ogataea polymorpha, 661 nucleotides. RefSeq lists its product as uncharacterized. Lineage: Eukaryota; Fungi; Ascomycota; Pichiomycetes; Pichiales; Pichiaceae. The transcript has a single exon. Bases 198 to 644 code for a protein of 148 amino acids. The record is from RefSeq and is a predicted model, not a curated record.
UGACGUACAAGCUGAGUGGCAGGGCCACAGGGACGGUGGUUCCGCACAACAACGACUCGUUGGUGAAGCCGUUGUCGCAGACGUUGAAACAGGAUUUUGACCGCUACAACCAGAUUCUCGACGAGCACAACAUGAAUUUGCGCGAGGCUGAGCAAAUAUUGCGAUAUUUGAAGGUAAAAUCCGUGAAGGACGAGGAAAUGAAGAAAAUCAAGCAGGAGGAGGCCGAGAUGAAGAAGAAGAUCGAGGGGGAGGCGUCCAGGAAGAAGCUGGAGUUGGAGCAGCGGCGGACCGAGCAACAGCCGAGUGGCGAUGCAAACGACAUGUUUGGAUCAACAGACGACCUGAUGAACCUGGAUUUGGACAAUUUCCGCACAGAUUUCUUGGACUUUGGCGAGACCAGCGAGCGGCCGCAGAACGACGAUAUGAUGAAAGAUAUCUUUGAGAUGAAGACAGCAGAUAACAGCGAGCCGUCUGCGAUGGACUCGCUCACAGAUCUGAACCUCGACUUUCUGGAUCAGCCCGCCCAGGCCGGCCCUGAGCCCGCUGCUCCUGCGCAGGAGGAUGACGCCGGGCUGAUGCCUACAGACCAGAUGGAAAACCUAUUUUCGCAGUUCGACGAGCUCGUCAAUAGUGGAGAUUACUAGAUUGUCGUGUACUAUAU